AUGUCCAUAGCUUCAAGAAUGGCAUCUUUCUCAUUAUUCUUCUCCAUUUUCAUCGUCACCUUCUCACCAACCUUGUGCCUGAACCGGUACCAUCCCCUAGACCCUCUAACCCAGUCGGAGUUCAAUCAGAUCAAAUCCAUAAUUCAAAGCUCAUACCCCUCUCAAAACCUCACGUUCCAAUAUGUCGGGUUAGACGAGCCAGAGAAGUCCACCGUCCUCUUAUGGAAUUCCAAAUCCACAGCCAAAUCCUACCCUCCUCGCCGAGCCUCAGUCGUUACAAGACUAAACAAACAGACCCACGAGAUUAUAGUCGAUUUAUCAACCCAUUCCAUUCUCUCUAGUAAAGUUCACAUGGGAAAUGGCUACCCUCUGCUAACCGUAGACGAACAAACACUUGCAAAUGAGUUGCCUUUUAAUUAUCAACCAUUCAUUCAAUCCAUUAAAAGGAGAGGGCUUAAUAUAUCCCAAGUUGUGUGUAGCGGUUUUACAGUUGGUUGGUUCGGAGAGGGAAAGACUAGAAGAAUAAUAAAGAUUAAUUGUUUUUACACAAAUGGGACAGUGAACUUGUUUGUGAGGCCAGUGGAGGGAAUAACGUUGGUUGUUGAUCUUGAUAUAAUGAAGAUAGUUCAAUACAGUGACAGGGGUGUAGUUCCGGUGCCAAGGGGAGAGAGAACCGAGUACCGGGCCUCAAAGCAGAAGCCGCCUUUUGGUCCACGACUAAAUGGUGCUUCAGUGUUGUCUGAGGGAGAUGGGUUCGUCCUCGACGGGAACAUUAUCAGAUGGGCCAACUGGAUUUUUCAUCUCGGAUUUGAUGUUCGAACUGGAACAAUUAUAUCUCAAGCAUCAAUUUACGAUCUGGACAAGAAGAAAUACAGGAGAGUUUUGUACAGAGGGUUUGUCUCAGAGCUGUUUGUGCCUUACAUGAACCCAACUGCUGACUGGUACUACAAAACCUUCUUUGACAAUGGAGAGUUUGGGUUCGGCCAAAGUUCUGUCUCACUUGAACCAUUGACUGAUUGUCCUAACAAUGCAAAGUUCAUAGAUGCCUACUAUGCUUCACAAGAAGGCACACCUGUGAAGAUAUCGAAUGCUAUAUGUAUCUUUGAACGGCAUGCAGGAAACAUCUUGUGGCGUCACACAGAAGUUACCAUCCCAGAUGAAAAUAAAUUGCACAUAACGGAGGUGAGGUCGGAGGUGACCCUAGUGGUGAGGAUGAUUGCAGUUGUGGGCAACUAUGACUACAUAAUCGAUUGGGAAUUCAAACCAAGUGGAUCCAUAAAACUUGAGGUUGGGCUCACCGGUGUGCUUGAAACUGAAGGGGUCACAUACACCCACAAAGACCAAAUAAACGAAGAAGUUUAUGGUACACUAGUUACAGAUAACACAAUUGCUGUGAAUCAUGACCACUUCUUGACUUACUAUCUUGACCUUGAUGUGGACGGUGAAGCCAACUCUUUUGUUAAGAACAAUUUGGUGACCACACGUGUGACAGACCGGAGUAUCCCAAGAAAGAGUUAUUGGACAGUGGUAAGCGAGACUGCUAAGACGGAAUCAGAUGCAAAAAUUCAUUUGGGUUUGAAGCCGUCUGAACUAGUCGUGGUGAACCCUAAUAAAAGGACCAAACCUGGGAAUUCUGUCGGUUAUCGCUUGAUUCCAGGAUCAGUUGCAGCACCCCUUCUGUUAGAGGAUGAUUACCCUCAAAUUCGGGGUGCUUUUACUAAGUACAAUGUGUGGGUUACACCGUAUAACAAGUCUGAAAAAUGGGCAGGAGGAAAAUAUGUUGACCAAAGCCGAGGAGGUGAUACCUUAGCAGUUUGGAGUCUCAGGGAUAGGGAAAUUGAGAACAAAGACAUAGUGCUGUGGUACACAAUUGGCUUUCACCAUGCUCCUUGCCAGGAAGACUUUCCAAUGAUGCCAACAUUAAGUGGUGGAUUUGAGCUCCGGCCAACCAAUUUCUUUGAGCGCAGUCCGGUGCUUAAAGUUAGAAUAACACCACCUCCUAAGCAUGCGGACUCCCCUAACUGCACCAAGUAAAUCUACCUCUAUAUCUUAUUGGACUCUAAUAAUAUGUCAGAAAUAAGCCGAAGAGCGCAGUGAGAUAUGCCUUCUUUCUUUCUUCUUUUUUUCUCUUAGUCGUUUUAUUUAAUCGAUUGGAUGAUUUGAUUGACUUUCUUCUUUACAAU
Molecule: messenger RNA, 2183 nt
Organism: Rosa rugosa (rugosa rose)
Lineage: Eukaryota; Viridiplantae; Streptophyta; Magnoliopsida; Rosales; Rosaceae
Product: amine oxidase [copper-containing] alpha 2, peroxisomal-like
Exons: 5
Coding region: 1-2034 (677 amino acids)
Biological process (GO): amine metabolic process
Molecular function (GO): quinone binding; primary methylamine oxidase activity; copper ion binding
Source: RefSeq, a predicted model, not a curated record